AUGGGUGACUGGAUGAGUUUGGAAGCCAUUAUGCGAGACCUGUCAGUAGCUCAAGGAUCCUGUGUUCCAGCCAGUUUGGAGACAUACACAUCCAAUGCUCCCCCAGCAUACAAUAUUGACGAAGAGGAAAGUGAAGAACAAAAAUACUAUACAUGUGAUGCGGAUGCAGAAGCAAGCUUUGGAGCACCAGACUGUAGUCAGAUUCAACAAAUGCUUAGGCUGGUAAAAGAAAGUGAAGCCAAUAAAGAUGAGAAUCUAAAUGGAUCAGGUGACUUUAACCUGCUGAGCUCAGAGGUAGCAAAGAAUAGAAAUAAAAAGAAAUUAAAGAAAAAUGCAGCUCUCUCGUCCAUCAUAGCUGCACAGGAGGCAGAUGAAGCGAGAAAACAUCUUAUUGGUGACAAUAUUGUUCAGAAUAUGUUUAAAAGAAAAAGUAGAGUUGUUAGUGAAGUCAAAGAUCCUGCUCCUAAGGUUCCCAUACCUGCUCCAUCCUUACCAAGACCUAUUCACAAAUAUACUCCAAGUGCACGAGCUAAAGAAUAUUACCACAAGUUUGAAGAGCAAACCAAGUUUCGGGAACAGUUUCAAGAGGAUAUAUGGUCUAUAGUUGAACGACAGAUGUAUGAAAUUGACGAGAAACGGCAGGAAGCUGAGCUGGCCAGUCUACAAGAGUCUGAUGUCACAAGCACAAGUGCUUCCAGUUCUACAAGUGGUUACGAUAUAGUGAACUUGCCGUGUCACCGUCACGAAAUUGAAGCUGAUUGCGUGGUAUGCAUAGUUGCCUGCAAACAUGGGUACAACUUUUAA
Molecule: messenger RNA, 804 nt
Organism: Spodoptera littoralis (African cotton leafworm)
Lineage: Eukaryota; Metazoa; Arthropoda; Insecta; Lepidoptera; Noctuidae
Source: the annotation of a GenBank genome assembly